Molecule: messenger RNA, 2734 nt
Organism: Drosophila teissieri
Lineage: Eukaryota; Metazoa; Arthropoda; Insecta; Diptera; Drosophilidae
Gene: Moe
Product: moesin/ezrin/radixin homolog 1
Exons: 7
Coding region: 326-2062 (578 amino acids)
Biological process (GO): positive regulation of early endosome to late endosome transport; regulation of organelle assembly; positive regulation of protein localization to early endosome
Cellular component (GO): cytoskeleton; plasma membrane; adherens junction
Molecular function (GO): cell adhesion molecule binding; actin binding
Source: RefSeq, a predicted model, not a curated record
CGCGCUCGUUUCAAACAGACGUUACUUUCUCUCUCUGAGCAGUCACUAAUUACCGUUGUGUGCGUUGUGCCGCUGUUGCUAAUGCUGUUGUUGUUGUCGUUGUGAUACACACACUCUCUCUCCUUGUCGCUCCCGCAAUUUUUGACGUUUUUUUUCGUGUGUUCUUUAGUGUUGAUCCAACGCGAGGAAGAAGAAGAAUCGUGAAGCAAGAAGAAGCGAAAACAAACUGCGAUUGCAGCACAGAAACCACAAAGAUUGAAGCCGAAAAAAUCCUGGGAAGAAAACAUUUUGUUUCGAUAAAUACGACAAGACACGAAGCUACAAAAUGUCUCCAAAAGCGCUAAACGUGCGCGUCACGACAAUGGACGCGGAACUGGAGUUCGCCAUCCAGUCGACGACGACGGGCAAACAAUUGUUUGACCAGGUGGUGAAGACGAUCGGCCUGCGAGAGGUUUGGUUCUUCGGACUCCAGUACACCGACUCCAAGGGCGACUCCACAUGGAUCAAGCUGUACAAAAAGGUGAUGAACCAGGACGUGAAGAAGGAGAACCCCUUGCAGUUUAGAUUCCGUGCCAAAUUCUACCCCGAGGAUGUGGCCGAGGAGCUGAUCCAGGACAUUACCCUGCGUCUGUUCUACCUGCAGGUGAAGAAUGCCAUACUGACCGACGAGAUCUACUGUCCGCCAGAGACAUCCGUGCUGCUCGCCUCGUACGCCGUCCAGGCGCGUCACGGUGACCACAACAAGACCACCCACACAGCCGGCUUCCUGGCCAACGAUCGCCUGCUGCCGCAGCGCGUCAUCGACCAGCACAAGAUGUCCAAGGACGAGUGGGAGCAGUCGAUCAUGACCUGGUGGCAGGAGCACCGCAGCAUGCUGCGCGAGGACGCCAUGAUGGAGUAUCUGAAGAUCGCCCAGGACCUGGAGAUGUACGGCGUCAACUACUUUGAGAUCCGCAACAAGAAGGGCACGGAUCUUUGGCUGGGCGUGGACGCACUGGGUCUGAACAUUUACGAGCAGGACGACAGGCUGACGCCGAAGAUUGGCUUCCCGUGGUCCGAGAUCCGCAACAUCUCCUUCUCGGAGAAGAAGUUCAUCAUCAAGCCGAUCGACAAGAAGGCUCCGGACUUUAUGUUCUUUGCGCCACGUGUCCGCAUCAACAAGCGCAUCUUGGCCCUCUGCAUGGGCAACCACGAGCUGUACAUGCGUCGCCGCAAGCCGGACACCAUCGAUGUGCAGCAGAUGAAGGCGCAGGCGCGCGAGGAGAAGAAUGCCAAACAGCAGGAACGUGAGAAGCUGCAGCUGGCGCUGGCCGCACGCGAACGCGCUGAAAAGAAGCAGCAGGAGUACGAGGAUCGGCUGAAGCAGAUGCAGGAGGACAUGGAGCGUUCGCAGCGCGACCUGCUUGAGGCCCAGGACAUGAUCCGCCGGCUGGAGGAGCAGCUGAAGCAGCUGCAGGCCGCCAAGGAUGAGCUGGAGCUGCGCCAGAAGGAGCUGCAGGCGAUGCUGCAGCGCCUCGAGGAGGCCAAGAACAUGGAGGCCGUUGAGAAGCUCAAGCUCGAGGAGGAGAUCAUGGCCAAGCAGAUGGAGGUGCAGCGCAUCCAGGACGAGGUCAACGCCAAGGACGAGGAGACAAAGCGUCUGCAGGACGAGGUGGAAGACGCCCGACGCAAGCAGGUCAUUGCGGCUGAAGCCGCUGCCGCUCUGCUGGCCGCAUCGACAACGCCGCAGCACCACCACGUGGCCGAGGAUGAGAACGAGAACGAGGAGGAGCUGACGAACGGCGACGCCGGUGGCGAUGUGUCGCGUGACCUGGACACCGACGAGCAUAUCAAGGACCCCAUCGAGGACAGACGCACGCUGGCCGAGCGCAACGAGCGCUUGCACGAUCAGCUCAAGGCUCUGAAACAAGAUCUGGCGCAGUCACGCGACGAGACGAAAGAGACGGCAAACGACAAGAUCCAUCGCGAGAACGUUCGCCAGGGACGUGACAAGUACAAGACGCUCCGCGAGAUCCGCAAGGGCAACACAAAGCGUCGCGUCGAUCAGUUCGAGAACAUGUAAAGCUAUUGCCUUUCGGACGGGCCGGAUCAGAGAUCGAUAGAGCGAGAGAGAUAGAGAGGGAGCAGUGUCUCCAGAAAGAAAAAGAAAAAGAUAUAACUACAACAACAGAAGAUAAUAAUAAUGAUGAUGAUGAUGAUGAUGAUGAUGAAGAAGCAACAAAUAUAAUUCCGGUCGCUGGCAAAGCCUAUGCUACUAUCCCCCCAGCGACGACCCUUUUCCACCCAUAAGAACUUCCUGCCUCCUAAGUGAAUUGAAGAGAUCCACAAGUUUAAUGAAUAUACUUUGUUUGACCGCCGUUUUGUCUCGGAGCUUUUGUAUAGAAGAAUCAAGAAACAAAAAAUCAAUGAAAAAUUCAGCCAGACACAACACUCAUCAAUAUGAAUAUAAAGUGUAUUACCGAUAACAAGAAAAACAAGAAACGGUCAGGACCACAUCUAUAUGGACAAUCAGCAAAUGAAAGGAUCAAGCUAUCGGAAAAUAUGUCUAAAUCCAAACAGAAGCAAUAGAAAUAUACAUUUCUCCUUUUCCCAAUGGAUUCAUAGAGAAAACGGAACGAAUAGUAAUAGAUAUUGAAAAGCAAACAUUAGUAACCACUAAACAACAACAACAAAAACAAAAACAGCUACUACAACAAAACAAACAACUAUUUGCAUUUUCCCCCGUUAUAAUUAU